CCAUUUUGUUCUGAGCUGCUCCGCCAGCGCAUUCUUCAGCAAACCGGAAUAACGUAGAGCUGACAGUUCGAACCACAGACACCGCGUCAGACAGGGGUUUUACAGCUACACCACCCCUCAUUCAGUCCCGAACAGCUCGACGUCUCUCGGUCUCACCGUAGGCGGAACCGUGUCGUAUUCGCGGAUUAAGGGAGACUUUAAGCGGGACGGAAGGGAAGAGAAUCAGGCAUCCGGUUAAAGACGCGCUGGCUCACCGAGCUGGAGUCCAACUUGAGCCGGACACUUUCAGCUGUCCGCGUCGGGAUGCGUGCUGGACUUGUUUUUAACAAUAUUUACCAGUCUUUUUGAAGAUUUUGUGUCAUCUAGAAAUAGCUUAGGCUCUCACGGGAUUGUUUUUUUUGUUACUAGGGUCUAAUAUAAGGUAACUGGAGCACUAGUUCAAGUUCAGAUGUGAUAUAUCUACUCAGCUGGCUGGGCAGAUAGUUUAGGUUGUCGAUUAGAUAAGUCGCCUAAAUAAUACUUUGGUUUAUUUACCGGUAUAGUUGCAAUGUUUUGAGUUGAUUCAGCUUUCUUAAAGUCUCUCGUAGGAUUUGGUUUAUAUGUCUAUGCAUAUUUCUCGCAAGGAAACCUGUCGGAGUUACUGACUGGUUAGGUCUCGGUGCCAAUAUACCACAGAACAGAUUUGCCUAUCUAAUCUCAAACUAGUCUGCUGUGCUUCUCAUAUCCACUUUGUUUUCUUUUACAAGGUCUGUAUUGGUGAGGCUCAAGCUGGCUGACAGGUGAUAUUUUCUGCCUGAAUCCUCUGAGCUGGCCUCACUGAUAGCUAUGACAUUUUCCAACAGUUGUUUUGUAUCUUCAGACUUCAAUAUUACAAGUAUCUGCUCAUGGUGCCAACGCUGUAGGAGUAAUUUUAGCUAACAAAAGCUCAGAUCGCCCCUCCAUAUCAGUCACGGCUUAUCUAGUUGUGACAGUUUUACUAGUUAGGUCACGUUUUCCCUUCAUUUUUUGCUACAAGUGUAUGAAUUAGUGCCAGUUGACUUUGUGGCUGGUCCGAAACUUACCAAACUCAUCAGUUUGUAUCAAGUGUAUUUUUUGUAAAAUCGUCAACUAGAUCUUAGUGGAAAAUACACCUUUGCGGCCAAACCAGGUCAAGUGUAGUUGUCAUUUUUCGUAUCUCAAGAGUUGAAUAACAAUGUCAGGACAGUCCAUCACAGACCGCAUCGCCGCGGCCCAGCACAGCAUGACUGGAUCAGCCAUCAGCAAAGCCGUCUGCAAGGCCACAACGCAUGAAGUCAGUGGACCCAAAAAGAAACACCUCGAUUACUUGAUCCACUGCACCAAUGAGAUGAAUGUGAACGUGCCGCAGCUGGCUGACAGUAUGUUUGAAAGAACCACCAACAGCAGCUGGGUUGUGGUCUUCAAAGCGCUCAUCACCACACACCACCUAAUGAUGUAUGGAAAUGAGCGUUUCAUUCAGUAUCUGGCCUCAAGAAACACGCUCUUCAAUCUGAACAAUUUCCUUGAUAAAGGUGCAUUGCAAGGCUAUGACAUGUCCACGUUCAUCAGGCGGUACAGCAGAUAUCUCAAUGAGAAAGCCCUUUCGUAUAGGCUGGUGGCUGUGGACUUUACCAAGAUGAAGAGAGGUAUUGAUGGAGUCAUGCGUACCAUGAACACAGAGAAGCUGAUCAAAACGUUGCCUAUCAUUCAAAACCAGCUGGAUGCACUGCUGGAUUUCCAGGCUAACCCUAAUGAGCUGACUAACGGAGUGAUCAACGCUGCCUUCAUGUUGCUCUUCAAAGACUCCAUCCGUCUGUUUGCUGCCUAUAAUGAGGGUGUUAUCAACCUGCUGGAGAAAUACUUUGAUAUGAAGAAAAACCAGUGUAAAGAUGCUCUGGACAUCUAUAAGAAGUUUCUGUACAGGAUGACCAAGCUGUCAGAGUUUCUUAAAGUGGCUGAGCAAGUUGGAAUUGAUCAGGGUGACAUCCCAGAUCUCACUCAGGCUCCCAGCAGUCUCCUGGAGGCUCUUGAGCAGCACCUAGCCUCUCUGGAGGGAAAGAAAACCAAGGAGCUCUCCGCUGACAACAGAGCCAACACUCUGUCCAAUGCGGUGUCGUCCCUGUCCAACACGGGCAUGUCCUUCUCCUUCUCAUCCAGCAGGAUGGACGAGAAGGAGAAACAACUGGCCCUGGAGGAGGAGCAAGCCCGUCUGCAAGCUCUCAAGAACCAGCGUCUAAAGGAGAUCAACAUGCAGACGCCCUCCACCUCGCCCAGCACACAGUCUAUGGGUAGUGUCAACAACCACACUGCGGGCAUGGACCUGUUCACCAACACCACAAGCCCACCCUCAACAAACAGCUUGCCAAACCUCACCAGUGACUUGUUUGACCUCCAGCCUGCCUUCGUUCCUGCUGUGCAGAGCACUCCUAUCUCCACCGCCAGCAAUGCCUGGGGAGGUCUAGAAAGCAGCACUCUUCAUCCCAUGGCCUCCAUGACUUCCAUGUCCUCCAUGAAUGUAGAUUUUGAUGCUGUAUUUGGGAGUAAUGCUUCCAAUAGUGAUGUGAAGCCAUCAGCUGGUCAUGAUGCGUUAGGAGACUUGUUGAAGCCCACGGUGAACGUUCAGAGUCAAGCACCAGUCAUGCCCCCUCAUACAGGCAGCAAACUGUUGGCCAAUGACCUGGACUCAUCCCUGGCCAACCUCGUAGGCAACCUGCACUUUGGGGGAAUACCAGGCAAAAAUGUGUUUACAUGCAGGUCUGAUAUGCAGUGGACUCAGCCUGGAGAGAGGAAGCUGACCGGUGGCACUAACUGGCAGUCAAAGACAAUGAGCAGCACCACCGCCUGGAGCCCCGCCCCCAUGCCACCUGCUGCCAUGCCACCUGCCGCCAUGCCCGUGCCACACAUGGCUCCUGCUUCCAUGGCGUUUCCCAUGACAACACCUCAAGUGCCUGUUUAUGGAAUGGUCCCUCCUCAGCUGGGACAGAUGGGAGGGGUUCCAGUAAUGACCCAACAACCCAUGUUGUACAACCAGCCUGUUCUCAGACCCACUAACCCUUUCACCCCCAUCCCUGGAGCCCAGAUGCAGUUCAUGUAAAAGUAGCACUUAAGCAGAGCGCCAAACAAGACGGCUGAAAAGAACAAGCAAGUGAGAGGAGGAUCCGACUACCACCAAAUAAAAGGAGAUCAGGACAAAAAGAAAGAGUGUGCAUAUUGAAAGGAAUGUGUUUGUGUCAAGAAUGUUUACCUCACUGUCUGAAACGGCUUACCUAACACACACACACACAGCCCAGACGAGAGCGCAUAUAGUGUGUCUUUUUUCAUCUCUUGAGGUUAAUUUCUUUCCCGGGGCACAGUGUCUACUGGCAGGUGUGAUACAUCAUAGAAAGCAUAGAUUUUACUGCAGAUAUUAAAUUACCUAACACAGAGCACUCUUCCUUUUUUUUACUUCAUAAUUAAUAUGAAUUAGAUCUAAAGUCCAACACUUUGGACUUCCUGUUACUGUCGUUGUUUGCUCUGUUAUGAAGAUGCCUGUGUUGAGUUCAGGAAAACUGAACAGUACAGGUUACAAGGUUAUAAACAUGUUUAAGUCGCUCGUCAUCACAAUGUCUUGCCUUCUCAUUUCAGAACAAGGAAAGAAUUUGACCUCUUAUAUAAGGUGAUCUGAACCCCCAAGCACUUUACACAUGCGUUUAUGUGUAACGUAGUAUAUAACAUUGAGCUGGUCUCUUAUACCUAGAACAUUAGCAGUCUAAUGUUAAUAAUUAAUGUGUUACUGAUGGCUUCUGUUCAAAAUGGUUAGUCAGUCCUUCUUUGUUUAUACUGGUUAAAGGGUUUCUGUUUCAGACAUGAUGGUGCUCUUGCACAUACAUGCGCACACAAAUUAGUGUCACGUUGAAAAGCCCCUCUCACUGGCCUCCCACCUUGUUUUGUCACUCCAAGGACACUGAUAAACAUAUCUGCUCCUACUCUUCUGUGUUAACCAAACAUGUCAUGCAUUUACAACUACAUCUCACACUCUGAGCUUUCUCCCAAAUGUGCCACCCAUCCUGGGAGCAGGCGACCGGAAGCAUUGGAGAAGGGUACAGGGUGUGUGGCCCAAUUCAAAAAUCAGUUUUUAAUGAGGGUUGUGUUCAAUACUUUGUUUUUUAAUCAUUUUUUUGUUGUCUAGAGCAUGUUACAUUAAAUAUAAAUAUUUUUAUUAUUUCAGAAAAUGACAUGAAUUAAAAUGGGUCUGUUUUAUGUUGCCAAAUUAUGUACGUAUGUGAUUCGAGAGAUGCCAUAAAUUCUUGGAAUUGGACGUGCGUAUCUGUGUUUGCCAACUCUGGAACCAAAAUCAAUAGCUAAAAUCUACUUUUAGUGUGUUUUUGUGCAGUCCCUUAAGAAUACGGGGCACUGUUAACAGGGUAUCUUUAUUUUUGCUUGUGCAGCCAAAGCAUUUUUGGUCCUCUUGAAAUCCCUUUAACCCUUUCUAGAGCAGGUUUCCACUUCAGCCUUCACAUCAUCCCACAAUUCCUGCUUUGUUUCUUCAUGCUAGAUUUAGGGUUUAUUCUGCAUGGACUGAUGGAAGAAAUGCUGUGGUAACAGUUGUGCCAUGAUAAAUGAGCCAUAAGAAGCUAUGGUUUACAAUGGUUUUAAAAUCCUACUGAUUUCAGAGUUUCUACUCCUUGUCGUGCCUAACAAUGCUUUUCAGCCGUUUUAAAAUCACUGUAGACUACAGCUUCAUGGGGAUUAUUGCUUCUUCACUACACAUAGCUGGAAAGGUUUCAUUAUGUAAGCACACACAAAUGCAAAGUUUUAAUCAUUUAUUGGUAACAUAAUAAUCCUUCUAAGCAGUCAGUCUUAGACAUUUGGAGCUCCAUUAGGGUGAAUAAGUCCGAUUUUGACCGUCCAUCAGUUCAUGUGUGCUCUUUGCUUAAGACAUCAUCACAGCAAGUUUCAUGUUGCUUUAAUGUGUGCUUUGUGAUUGCCUGCGCUUCCUUUUGUAGAAACAAUGUGCAUCAUGUUUUUCUGCUUGCUUAUUUAUGUGUGAGUGCAAGAGUCUGUUAAUAAUUCCUUUUUGAGCACAUCUUAAAAAUCUUGUGGGUUUAUUUUCGGAGCACUGUCAGGGGGUCCAGCAGGUUCAGACUGAAAGCUGUUUGCAUGCAGGCUCACUGUUGAUGCUCUCGCUGGGUUUACAAUGGGACCGAUGCUGUUUAAUUAGGAUCUCUUCUAUUAUCCAUUCACAGGAGGCUUUGUGUGUGUGUGUGUGUGUGUGUGUGUGUGUGUGUGUGUGAGAGAGAGAGAGAGAGAGAGAGUAAAUGUACAUUGGUGAGCUUCAGUAAGGAUGAUAGAUCUCAAGAUGUACAAGGGUGCUAUCAUGAGCCGGGGUUUCCAUGGUAAUCUCCAGUUUCUGGUCCUUGGCACAGGUCGAUGAGCACAGUGUUUGCUUCUCUUAGUCACAUUUAGUCUUUUUUAAAAUAUAUUAUUAAAAGCUCUGCAUGCAUUAGCAGCCCUGCCUGCAGUGGAGACUGUCUGAAGUUUCUUUGGCAGCCUCUGAGAGUCGUGCUUUUGGAGAACCUAUAGGCUUGUUGACUUGUUUCUCUGGCUACGGGUCAUUAAUGCUUUUUCUCUGACACACCAAAGGCUUUUCAUUACUUUGUUUUGCUGAGUUGAGGCGUUCAAUAAGCCAACUAUCUUUUUUUAUUUAGAAUCCCUGAUAUUUGUAGAAACCCAAGUCCCUAUGUUCUUUCUCUUACAGCUCCCUCUUGUGGUUGCAGUGUCAUCUUUCAUAUAAACAGCUGCUAGUUGGUCCUUUGUUUGCUGUUUUGGGGCAAAUGUCUUCAUGUAUUGGACUCACCGCUCUACAAUCAACCUUUAUUUAAUUGCACCCGGCCAGACUCCAGUGUACCUCUGAACUACUUAACAUGAUUUUAUACAUUUCGUCUUGGCUUAGCAGGAGCCUUUCAGAACCAGUGUGCCAGCGUGUGCCACACGUCUCAGACCUCUGUUGGGGAUGCUUGGUGUUCAGGCCCCUUUCACCAUUAUGCUGUCAUAGAGCUGUCUUAGCUUCUCCUGCUUUAAUGGUUUUGUUUUAGGUGAGCUAUCUGUCUGCUACAUUCUUAUUAGCAUAUCUUUGUCUUUAUUUUCCUGUUGCAAAGAUAUAUGCAGUAUGUUCAGAAAUCUGUAUUCCGUAUGUAUCAGCCCAGGGCAGCAAUGCAGCAACUUUUAAAAAGAAUCAGUUUAUCAUCAAAUGCCUAAAAAAGAGAACACACAACCUCCAUGUUUGUUCGUUUCCCCACUGUGUUUUUUGUAAUUUAUUUAUGCAGACCAUAAGGAGUUUAUUCGGCAUGGUGAAAAUAAAAAGCAGAAACUGUGGGAUUGUUUAAUAUAUAUAUAUAUUUUGUCUUCCAUUUUUGUUUGCAUUUCAUUCACAUAAAUAAAGUCCCUUUUCAUUCA
This is a messenger RNA of Carassius gibelio (silver crucian carp), 6432 nucleotides long. RefSeq names its product phosphatidylinositol-binding clathrin assembly protein-like. The transcript is spliced from 19 exons. Gene Ontology annotation, molecular function: SNARE binding; phosphatidylinositol-4,5-bisphosphate binding; 1-phosphatidylinositol binding. Gene Ontology annotation, cellular component: clathrin-coated pit; extrinsic component of presynaptic endocytic zone membrane; clathrin-coated vesicle. The record is from RefSeq and is a predicted model, not a curated record. NCBI's taxonomy places the organism in Eukaryota, Metazoa, Chordata, Actinopteri, Cypriniformes, Cyprinidae. Bases 1193 to 3091 code for a protein of 632 amino acids. Gene Ontology annotation, biological process: synaptic vesicle budding from presynaptic endocytic zone membrane; clathrin coat assembly; clathrin-dependent endocytosis.